AUGAUUCAUAUUGAUAUUAUUCCAAUAAUAUGCAAUUCAUCGAGAGUGUGUAAAAACACACUGUCUUCUAUUAUCCAUAAGAGAGUCUCUGCUAUUACUACGCUUAAUAUCAGUAGAACCAAAAGAAAUACAAGGGCGAUACUAACAAACAACCGAUAUUUUGUGGAAGGUGGUGGUCAUACUCCAACCACAGCAGCUACAAGAACACUACUAACACAACUAACAAUACCGAGAACUACGAGAUACUCGGGAUUUAAGAGCGAUACUAAUCUCGAGAAAGAAGCCAAGACCUUCGAGAAAGAUACCAACAAUAAUAAUACCAUUGACAAUAUUAAAAACAAUAGGGACAUUUACGAAAGUAGCAUCAAAGAUAAAACCAACAAACUUUUAUCCCCCGUCCUCUCGACAUUACAAACCUCAAAAGAGCAAGUACUUACACAAAUAAAACAAGUUCGCGAGAAACCUUGGUUCGAACAUGUACGCGGACUCCAGAACGCGGUUAAAACAAAGGACAAGCAGGAGGCGCUCAGUGCCGCGUCGAAGGCGUUGAAUGAAUUUACGGGGUAUUCGGACGUUGAGAAGUUGAAAGAAAAAGUUAUUAGACAAGAAAACGAAUUUCUCAAAACACGACAACGCUUAUCCCUCGCAAAACGUGCCUACGAAGAUGCAAUAGCCGCUCGCUCCGCAACACAACACGAGAUCAACGAUCUCCUCCAACGAAAACACCAAUGGACCCACGAGGACGUGACGCGAUUCACCGCAUUGUAUCGCACCGAACAUUUGAACGAGCAAACAGAGGCCGCAGCUCAAGAAGAAUACAUCGAGUGCGAGAAACAGGUCGAAAAAGAGUAUACAGAACUGACUAAAUCGAUCAUGUUGCGGUAUCACGAGGAACAGAUUUGGAGUGAUAAGAUUCGAAGUGCAUCCACUUAUGGGACUAUUGGGCUAAUGGCGUUGAACGUGGUCUUGUUUAUUUGUGUGCAAACUGUGUUUGAACCGAUGAAGAGGCAAAAGUUGGCGGAUAAGUUUGAAGAUUUGUUGUUGACAAAGUUUAAUAACAGUAAUGUUCCUAUUAUUGGCCUUGUAAAAGGACAAGAAGACAUGAUUAAGGAAAUAGCCGAAUUACAAAAAUUGUUAUUACUAGAAAUCGAGAACAAGAAUAUUAUUAUCAAGAACAAUGAUGCAAUACCAUUGGAUGAUGUAACGUUCUGGGCUGGUGCUAUUGUGGGUGCUAUUGGUGGAGUUGUGCUGGCUUUGAUGUUGGUUAAUCGGUAG
This is a messenger RNA of Ambispora gerdemannii, 1275 nucleotides long. The record is from the annotation of a GenBank genome assembly. NCBI's taxonomy places the organism in Eukaryota, Fungi, Glomeromycota, Glomeromycetes, Archaeosporales, Ambisporaceae.